AUCCUCGACGUUCUUCUGCUUCGUUUCAAUUGCUUCAAGAAAGGAAGAACAAUAGUUGGUAGAGGAAUCAAUAAUCCGGUCUUUUUCCCUGCUCGAUUCUUCGGCGCAGACGUCGUUGGCGAAUCCGAUCAAGCAUCUCGUCUUCGAUUUUUGUGUUUCUGUCUCUUUUUUUAAAAUCAAAUCGAUGGAUUUGAAGCUAAGAUCGCUAAAUAUUGUAGUUUUCAUUUGUUUCGUGUCGAUUGCACUUCAAUUUUCUCAUACGACCGCCGCGGUGGCCGCAGAAGAUUUCGAUCCUCCUUAUCCAAAAGCUAUUUCGGAUCUGAAGGAAGCGAUUGUGAAGGGAUUAGGAUUGCAAGCAGAUGAUUUUAAGAUAUCAGGCUUCGAUUUGAGAGAUGCUCAGGUGGGGAAAUCGGUAGCAUAUGAAUUUGAUGUGGAGAUUGAUAACAAAGUCAUGCCAUUCAAGCUCCUGGAAGAUAUAAAGCGUUGGGAGUAUGUCGAUUUGCCUAUUUUCCAAGCAGAGGAUCCUAUCAAGCAAAGCAAUAAAAAUGGAUUGGUAGAGAGUAAACAAGUAGAUGAUCAGAUGCCUGUUCUUGCACCUUUUCAAUUGGCAGGUCCUAUGGAGCUUUGGAUUCAAGAUGCCAAGGACAUGAGAAUCUCCUUACCUCAUGAUGUCGACGCUGGUGUGUUGAAGAAAGUGAUAUUAGCCGACGGUGCUGUCGUCACCGUCAAGGGUGCAAGAUCAGUCAGCCUCCGCCAUCAGGUGGAGCUUCCCCUCCCCCUGAACCAAUCCAACUCCGGCUUUGCAUCGGGUCUUUUAGCGCUAGCAGAGCAUCUACGAAACGCCGCGCGCAGCCAAGAUGGCCCUCUCCUAUCCCUCCGCAUCGUUGGCCCGACGUCGCUCACAUCUCCAACCUCGUCGCCCUCCAACAAUCGCUUAAAGCUCAAGCGACUCGCUCCCGGUUUAGUCGAGCUAUCGUCUGCAACAAAAAGAAAAUCCAUGGAAUCCGAUGCUGAAGCGCCUCCCGCCAUUGAUCUUCAAGGCGAAGCCACUUCCCUUCUCUCGCCGGAUCAAUUCAGCACGCUGUGGCCCGUCACCUCCAUCCGUGGCUCAAACUCCAACUUGCUCGGGUUCGAAUCGCUGCUGUCUUCGGUGUUAGGUCCUAAAGCAAACAAGAAAGGCUCUUUCAAGCUACUCAAGGCAGAUGUCUCUGCCCAGACUUUUAUAAAGAUUGGGUUUGGUGUGGAGAAGAAGAUCGCGAAUGGGGAUGAAUUUGGGUUCGAAGGGUUCCCAGAGUGGAGGACGAAGCCGGAGAGUUUGAGGAUGCAUUUUGAGGUGUUGGCUAAGGUGGAUGGGGACAAAGUUGUUCCGGAGAGGGUUGUGCAGAUCGAUCCGGUGGCGGCCGAGGACAGCGCGGCGCCGAGUGUGCUCGCCGGUAAUGUGUCGAUGUCGAAGGUUCCGGUGGUUCACCAGCCCCCGAGUCCGUUCAUGCUGUGAAAUCUCUCUGAGAGAGAAAGAAUGAAAGAGAGAGAGAGGGUUGUCUCUUUUUCAUCUUUUUGUUGGUCUCUUUCUUUCUUUCUUUCUUUCUGUUGAUAUUUGAAAUUCUUAUUAAUGGAUACGUUAUAUGUAACACAUGUUGCUACUGUUAUAUAGGAAGGGUUUUUUUCUUUU
Molecule: messenger RNA, 1669 nt
Organism: Andrographis paniculata
Lineage: Eukaryota; Viridiplantae; Streptophyta; Magnoliopsida; Lamiales; Acanthaceae
Exons: 3
Coding region: 185-1495 (436 amino acids)
Source: RefSeq, a predicted model, not a curated record